GGGGACGGGCUGCUGGGCGAGCCUGCGGCGCCCGGGGGCGGCGGCGGCGCCGAGGACGCGGCCAGGCCGGCGGCGGCCUGCGAGGGAAGUUUCCUGCCCGCCUGGGUGAGCGGCGUGCCCCGCGAGCGGCUCCGCGACUUCCAGCACCACAAGCGCGUGGGCAACUACCUCAUCGGCAGCAGGAAGCUGGGCGAGGGCUCCUUCGCCAAGGUGCGCGAGGGGCUGCACGUGCUGACCGGAGAGAAGGUGGCCAUAAAGGUCAUUGACAAGAAGAGAGCCAAAAAGGACACUUACGUCACCAAAAACCUUCGGCGAGAGGGGCAGAUUCAGCAGAUGAUCCGCCACCCCAACAUCACCCAGCUCCUUGAUAUCUUGGAGACGGAAAAUAGCUACUACCUGGUCAUGGAGCUGUGCCCUGGAGGCAACCUGAUGCACAAGAUCUAUGAGAAGAAGCGGCUAGAGGAGUCUGAAGCCCGCAGAUACAUCCGGCAGCUCAUCUCUGCCGUGGAGCACCUGCACCGGGCUGGGGUGGUCCACAGGGACUUGAAGAUAGAAAAUUUGCUACUGGAUGAAGACAAUAAUAUCAAGCUGAUUGACUUUGGUUUGAGCAACUGUGCUGGGAUCCUGGGCCACUCGGACCCGUUCAGCACGCAGUGUGGCAGUCCAGCCUAUGCCGCCCCCGAACUUCUUGCCAGGAAGAAAUAUGGCCCCAAAAUCGAUGUCUGGUCCAUAGGCGUGAACAUGUAUGCCAUGUUGACUGGGACCCUGCCUUUCACAGUGGAGCCUUUUAGCCUGAGAGCUUUGUACCAGAAGAUGGUGGACAAGGAAAUGAACCCCCUCCCCACCCAGCUCUCCACAGGGGCCAUCAACUUCCUGCGCUCUCUCCUGGAACCGGAUCCUGUGAAGAGGCCCAAUAUCCAGCAAGCCCUGGCAAAUCGCUGGCUUAAUGAGAAUUACACGGGCAAAGUGCCGUGUAACGUCACCUAUCCCAACAGGAUUUCCCUGGAGGACCUGAGCCCGAGUGUGGUGCUUCACAUGACGGAGAAGCUGGGUUACAAGAACAGCGACGUGAUCAACACUGUGCUCUCCAACCGCGCCUGCCACAUCCUCGCCAUCUACUUCCUCUUAAACAAGAAACUCGAGCGCUAUUUGUCAGGGAAAUCUGACAUCCAGGACAGCGUUUGCUACAAGACCCAGCUCUACCAGAUAGAGAAGUGUAGGCCCAGCAAGGAGCCCUAUGAGGCCUCCCUGGACACCUGGACAAGAGACCUUGAAUUCCAUGCUGUGCAGGAUGAAAAACCCAAAGAACAAGAAAAGAGAGGGGAUUUUCUUCAUCGGCCGUUUUCCAAGAAGCUGGACAGGAACCUCCCGUCCCACAAACAGCCCUCGGCCUCGCUCAUCACGCACAUUCAGAACACCAAAGCCCUGCUGAAGGACCGGAAGGCCCCCAAGUCCGGCUUCCCCGACAAAGAUUCCUUCGGCCGCCGCAAUAUCUUCCGCAAGACCUCAGACUCCAAUUGUGUGACUUCUUCUUCCAUGGAGUUCAUCCCCGUCCCCCCCCCCCCGGCCCCCCGGAUCGUCAAGAGACCGGAGCCCCCUCCGCAGGGCCCUGGGGGCCCUGGCAUCCCCCCCAAGGAAGACCCCCCGGUGCUGGAUAUGGUGCGCUCCUUCGAGUCCGUGGACCGCGAGGACCACUCUGAACCACUGUCCCCGUCUCAUCACUAUCGGAUUCUAAGCUCACCUGGGGGCUUGGCCCGCGGGAAUCCCGGUGAGCGGACGCUCUCCCCGGCCCUGCUGCCCGGAAGCCUGUCCCCUCUGCAGACUCCUUUGCAUCCCACUCUGGUCUCCUUUGCUCACGAAGAGAAGAGCAGCCCCCCGAAGGAGGAGGGCGUGUGCUCCCCACCUCCGGCUCCCAGUAACGGUGCCACGCAGCCGCUGGGGAGCCCGAAUUGCGUAAAGAGCCGCGGCAGGUUCCCCAUGAUGGGCAUCGGACAGAUGUUGAGGAAGCGACAGCAGAGCCUGCAGACCCCCGCAGACCGGCCCCUGGAGGCCAGCAUGCCCCCCCUGCAGCCCAUGGCCCCCGUGAGCCUCUCCUUCGACAUGCCUGAUGGGGUCAAAGGCCAGUGCUAACCCGGGCCAGUGGCGGGAUUCUGGGUGUUUCUAAGGACAGCGGUGGAACAGAGCUCCUCACAUCUGUCAGGGUGUGAAGAUUGAAAGGCCUCAUGGGAGCCUCCUUCAGGGUCUCACCGCCCCCUGCCACGGAAUGUCCCCACUGUGAACCGCUAAAACCCACAGACCCAAAGCCUGCACUCCCCAGGCUCGCGUAGGGACCCUGGAGUCGCUGGGAUUUACGAGGAGGGGUGGUUACAGGUGCGGUUUCAACCAGUUGUGUCCUCCUUCUGCCCACCCACCCACGACCCUCUGCCCACCUCCCACUGCUGGGCUGCUGGGUGAAAACCCCACACCGGCCACUGGGCUCUCGGAUCACAGACUGUUAUGAGAUCUUUCCUCACUUUGUGAUCUUCUCAGCAGUCAGCCAGUCACCCGGGGACUGAAGGCGGCAUCGUAGAGUGACUCGUCCAGGCCACUGCUCCCCUUCCUCUCGCAGACCGUGGUCGCUGGUGAGCCCGCUGCCUGAGGAAGACAGGAAGCAGCACCACCCCCUCUGAGUGGAAGGGGGCAUCGGGGCAAAGACCGAUCCAAACGGUGGGGACCCUGGUGAAAGGAAGGGCCCAAAGGGACACGCCUUUGCCAUCUUUUUUGGUUGACCUUGCUAAUGGUUCAAUGAUCUUUUCCCAAGAUGGUGUUUCUUUAUGUGAUGUCAAAUUGAAGUAACAUAAUUAAAAAAACAACCCGGCUGGAGAGACCAUGAGAAGCGAUUCUACCAAAUUCACGUUUUCACGCAAGGAUAAGCGUGGAGGGCACAAAAGCUCUCCCACGUGAUGUUUUCAGUGGCCGGUGGCCUCCCGUGGCCUGCAGGAGGGCUUGAUCGCAGCUGGCCCCGUGUCCCUCCCGUUGUGUCAACAUGACCUGAUCCUUCUGGAAGGCAUAGGACAUGGCCACGGCUGGUUAUUUAGGAAGAGAAAAGGUUGAGGUUGAAUUUGGAUGCGUUUGGAAGGCACCGUUACCUCUGUGCAGUGCAGCUUUCAAGCUGCCAAGAUAACAAGGGUGGCUUAGAGCUGAGUUCAUUUGCUGUGAGCUGUGAGAGGGCUUGCCUGGCGGGGAUCGUGUUCAAAAACGCAGCACCGUAUCCUCUUGGAGGAAAGCAGCGUUCCUCAAACACGCUUAGAGUCCACGCUGUUUUCACGCCUUUCGUCAAGGAUCGAACCAAAGAUGCGUCUCCGGUUCUGUGUCCACGCCAUCCCCGUGUGCGCAUUUUGUGGACCUCAGUGUUGUCUGACCGUGUCUAGCAGGAGCUUGCUGGGGUCCGUCUCCUCUCAGGGCCCCGGGCCCUGGCACUUGGUGGCGACCACCGGUCAUGAGCAAAAUUGGAGAAAGAGGAGGAAUUGGCACAGGCCGGAUAGCGGUUAGCUCGGGAGACAGGUGACACAGUGGCUUGGGGUCUUCGGCUGUUGACUGGCGCAGGCGUGAGCAGACCCACAGCUGUGGUCACCCCGGGGCUUGCCCGCUGGUUCGGAAACGGGCCUCGGCCCUUGAGAACAACAACGCCUGCCUUUGUUUCCCCUGGCAACCAGCCCGUGCCAGAGAGCCCUGAGGUGCUUCCUCAGCUUUUCUCCUUUAGCAGCGGUGACCUCCUCCUGCCCCACACGUUUCUGGCUGAGCAAGGAAAAGCGUGGCUAUUUGGCUGACUCUAGAAGCCACUGAGAUGCCCGGGCUCGGCUGACUUUGCAAGACCUGGAGCUGCUGUGUCCCACCUCGAUGGGAUCAUCCUGGCGCUGGGGCUUGCUAGGAGGGAGCCAGGCUCCUGGCUGUGGUGUCGUUCUUCUGUGUGGCUCCAGACCGGGUUCCAGAACUUUCCAUUGGAAGUGGCACUUGUUAAGCAGAGAGAAGAAAAGCAUCUGAAAGCGGCCUCUCUCCACUUGACACGAAGCGUGUCUGGUUUCCGACCAGCGAAGGAACCCUUUUCGAACGUGGUUGCUGGCUUCAAGUGUCGUGCUCUGCCGAUUCGCCGACUCGCGGGCUGUGUCCCUGUGCCUUGUGAACUUCUCUCCCCUUAUGUCUCUUCCUUGUAUUGUACUUUCCUUGAGAACACGAGUGUUUUUUCCGUGUCGCUGUCAAUUAAGCUCAUUGGGACAUGCUUUCUGUCCCUCGAUUCAGGAACAGCCGCAGACCGUCGUACGACUCACGGACCGUGUCACCACUGGUAGCUUGAACUGUGAACUCAGGUUUAUUCCAGACCCAGUGAGAGGUGAGAGUGAGGCAGGGGGGAGGGGUCAACUGUAUUUUUUUGUAUGUGAGCACCUGACAAAUCUAUGAAACCGAAUGAAAGAGGAGAUGUUAAAUUCUUUAUUAUUUUAUUAUAUUUAUAUGGGAAACUGGACCUUUGGUAAGUACAAAGUAUGUUGUCUGUUUGACCCAUGACUGUCUCUCAUUAGUGUGUGCCCAUGACCUCAGUCAGCCUGUAGUCACUGACGGAAAUGACUGAACUGUCACCGUGUGAAGUCCAGGAGGAAAAGUCCACUUUAUUGUAUGAUUUGGUCGUAAGUAAGGACUGUAUCUAUGUCACCAUUAAGUAUAUGUACUUUUAUAAUGACUGUGAAAUACACUAUUCCCUCACCAUGACUGCUUCAUUCACUUGCAUUUGACACAUCUCCAAACACUGAGUAUGUUGCAAUCGCUGAGCUGUCUUCUACGUAAAGUCCUUGGCCUUGCAACUGACAGGAUACGGUGGGAAUCGCGCUGUGGGGUGUCUGAGGGCAUCUUCUGCCCCCACAUCACUGCUUCAUUUCAGCUGCAGCACGUGUGAUCUAAGAAGUCUCCUUCGACCGGCACACAGCGAAUGGCGGUGCAAGAGAAUUCAGCAUUUUUCUUUUCUUUUUUAGCAGGUUCAGGGUCUCUCUUGGAGAUUCUGAAAAUGGCACAUGAAAAGUGACAUCUGUGAGCAUUAUCUCUAGCUUUUGUCCUUGCCUUAGGGAUUGGUGAGGGACGGGAAAGAAGGGUGAUGAGGUAGAGCAGGAGGGUUGGAUUGUCCUAGCUCUGACUUUAUUCAUUACCGUUCGCAAAAGGUUUUCAUACAUAACCACCUUGCUGGAACCCUGGGGUCCCCCUGGGCGGUGUGGCUCAGAGGGUGGCAUGGAGGAAGUGGAGUUUCUCUUAAGUUUGAUGGGGUUGGGAAGCAACAAUGAGUAUCUAGUUGUGGUGAUGCUAUUUUCUUUUAGGGGGCAGAACAUUUUAGAACAGAAAGAGACCUGAGAUUAGGUGCUUCAACCCCAACUUUUUUUUUUUAAUUAAAAAAAAUUUUUUUAACGUCUAUUUGUUUUUGAGAGAGAGAGCGAGAGCAGGGGAGAGGCCGAGAGAGAGGGAGACACAGAAUCCAAAGCAGGCUCCAGGCUCUGAGCUGUCAGCACAGAGCCCAACAUGAGGCUCGAACCCACGAACCACGAGAUCAUGACCUGAGCUGAAUUCAGACGCUUAACUGAUUGAGCCACCCAGGCGCCCCCCCAGGUCUAGGCAUUUUUAAGUCAUUAUCAGAAUUGUACAGCUCCUUAAGAUUCUGUGUCUCCCGCUCUUUUCCACCAUCCACCACCGACUCUCGAAGACAGAGAAAGACUUUUUCUUUCUUAGCAGAUCUUCCAAAUAAGCAGCAACCCCUGGAUACUUUGUUAUCUGCUUUGCUGUUAAAAGGCUGUUGGGUUUUACUAGAUUCAAUCAACAAAACAUUUUUUAAAUAGCCAUGUCGUGAAAUGAAACAAAUUCAGAAAGAGUACAAGACUGAUAUUUUUAAGGGGGGUCCGGAAGCCUCUUAGUUAUUGUAUUUGUUUUCUUUGUAGGACCCUCUAUGUGCUACAGGCGCGGUACGAAUAAUUCAGAGCAGUACUGGGAACUGGUUCAAUGUAAUGUCAUCACUUUUCAAUGAAAGGAGCGUAUUUCCUGAGUAGUAAAUGAGUGUAUUAUUUGUGGCAGCUUUUUCGUCGAGGGAGCUUUUCAGACAUCUGGUUCCAAAGACAAAUGGGAUACACAUUUGAACUUCUUUUCUGUGGGCCUGUUUUCGCGACACACGGUUAUCUCCGAGAUCUGACGUUUGUGGCACCAAGGGACUGGGGUGGGGGAAGCGUGGGGAGCGUUUCAGCCUUGGCAGUCCCCUUCCACGGGUAGAUCUACGUCGGAGCUGACGUGUGGAUAAGGAGGCUUUUUGGGGAACCAGCUCUGUCAUUGUAGAGUAGCUUGAUGUGGAGCAAACCCAGGGGUCAGCUGAAGCUUAGUGACGUGAAACUGAACCAUGGCACGGGGCAGAGAGGGCGGCAUCAGGAGGCUGCGUUAUUCACAGGUGGACGAAAAAGAUAGGUCUGAGCUGUUUACACAACAUACGCCCUGCUCAGACGACCCAUUAGCUAUUUUGCAAGGAAAGUCCUUGGCCGGCAUUAUAAACCCUCGGGAAUAACACAAAUAUAUCUGUUCAGGCCUCGUGACGAGAGCCAGCUGAAAAGGGUGCGAGCCUGUGACGGGAACGAGGCUUCUCGUCCAAAGUUAGGCGGUGAACUCGUGGCAGGUCUGAGAGGAGAAUGCCUUCCGUGACCCCUUCACCCGUGUUCACGUCUUCUCUGGCAACCCAGCCUGUGGGACAGGUGAGGCUUUGCUGUGAUAACGACGUAAACCCCCAAUGUCUGUGACUUGCCCAAUGAAGGGUUAGUUCCCACACACGCUUUGAUGCCAUUUGGCUGAGUCCCACAGCAGCCGUCUCCAUGUGGUGACUCGGGGGUCCAGGCUGCUUCCUACCUAUGGCUCCAUCCACUCACCAUGAUUCCCUGGCUGCGAGCUAGAGGGUUCUCUGCUGCCCUCGAGUGUGCUGUGAGGGCUGAAACUAGUCCUAUGGCCCUCCUAGGAGCCAGAGGCUGAGAAAUGUGGGGGCGCAUGUGGACAUUUGGGGUACAGCUACUGUUUCUGCCACAGGGAAGGUAAAGAUGCUUACCACUUAAAGGCCCUCUAAGACUGGACUGGUCUUUCCCAUAGUUACACGUAUAACGCUUCUUCGUGUUGUAUGGAUUAUUUGUUUUAAUUAAAGGGAUAAGCCUUGUUAAUUAUUAACGUUUCAUUUAAUUUAAGGGAGGGGGUGUUAUGGGCUGAAUUGUAUCUCCCCCAAAUUCAUAUAUUAAAGCCUUAACUC
Panthera uncia (snow leopard) is the source of this 7285-nucleotide messenger RNA. It is a transcript of the gene HUNK, whose product is annotated as hormonally up-regulated Neu-associated kinase. The record is from RefSeq and is a predicted model, not a curated record. The annotation marks the transcript as partial. Gene Ontology annotation, molecular function: ATP binding; protein serine/threonine kinase activity. Gene Ontology annotation, cellular component: cytoplasm. Gene Ontology annotation, biological process: intracellular signal transduction; protein phosphorylation. Lineage: Eukaryota; Metazoa; Chordata; Mammalia; Carnivora; Felidae. The transcript has 11 exons.